AGAGAAUUUCUUAAUUAUGCUAAAAUCGAUCCAUAUGGCCAUUCCUUUAUGAUAUAUAAUUCAAAUGAACUUAAAAAUAAGGUAAAUUUAUGGAAAUAAACACUUCCAUGGAUUACACCAUAUUAUGCAAUUAAGAGCAACCCUAUUGAACCUUUAUUAUAAGAUAUCAUUAAUGGACCUUUUGGGACUUUUGACUGUGCCUCUAAAGGAGUAAGAUCUUUAUAAUAUCUUUAGGAAAUCUAAAUGGUGAUGAAAUAUGGAGUUCCCGCUUCAAAGCUGGUUUAUAGUAAUCCAGUCAAAGAGGAAAAGGAUAUUUAUUAUGCUAAGAACAAGGGAGUCUCAAUAACCAGUGCUGACUCUAUUGAUGAACUAAUCAAAAUCUAAAAGAUAGCACCAGAGAUGAAGAUACUAUGGAGAUUAUCUAUUGUUGAAGAGAACCCAGAAUAAAUGGCUACCUUAUUUUCAGGCAAAUUUGGAGAUGAUGUACCUAAUUUAGAGGCUGCUCAUAAAAGGUUUAAGUAAAUUCAAUAAAUGGGAAUUCAAUUACAUGGUAUUCAUUUUCAUUGUGGAAGUGCUGUCUAAGGAUCAUCCUCUUUUGGAAAAGUAAUUAAUUUAUUUAUCUUUAGGCUAUUGAUUUGGCCUAAGAAUGCAUGAGAAUAGGAAGAUUGUAUGGACAUAAGAUGGAAUUAUUAGAUGUAGGUGGUGGAUUUCCUACUGGUAAUAUUCAUGAAAAUGCAAUUAAUGCAUUAAAAAAAACUUAUAAUGAUCCUUUAGGAUAUUAAGUGAUUGCUGAACCUGGAAGACAUUUUAGUGCUAAUACAUGUUCAUUGUUGUUUAGAAUAAUGACUAAAAGAAUUAAGCAUGGUAGAUUAUGUUAUCAUGUAAAUGAAUCUUUGUAUCAUUCUUUUAACUGUAUACUUAUGGAUGGUAUCUCAUUUGAAAAUUAAAAUGAUCAAUUCUAUGGUGUUCUCAAUUCUGAUGAAUCCUAAAAUUCUUAAAUUUCUGAUCAAUCUAACGUUUCAAUUUUUGGAAUGACAUGUGAUGGUGCUGAUAUUAUUGCAAAGAAUAUGACAGUUCCUAAUGACAUGUAAGUUGGAGAUUGGUUAUGUAUGUAAGGUAUGGGAAGUUACACUAUUGGACCUAAAUCCACAUUUAAUGGAAUGAAAUCAACAUCUAAAAUUUAUUAAUGGAAUGGUUAAAUUGAAUAAUCAAAUGAAGUAUCACCUUAAAUUGCCAUCAGUUAGAUAUGUUGAUUUAUAAAUAAUAUACAUAAAUAUAUAUAUAGAUACA
Paramecium primaurelia is the source of this 1290-nucleotide messenger RNA. Lineage: Eukaryota; Ciliophora; Oligohymenophorea; Peniculida; Parameciidae. The record is from the annotation of a GenBank genome assembly.